AUGACUCGUGCUCACUUUGAUAAACUCCUGGACACCAAAACCCCGAACAUGAAGGCCCGUGUCGAAAAGAUGCGCGCUGCUAUCAACACCCCACAGAUUCGCGCGAAGACGGAUGAGGACUCGUCAGAGGACGAGGAAGACGAGCUCGACAACCUCCUUAACAGUCACGACGAGGAGCGCGAUGUUACCCCAACCCCAGUUCACCCACAUCAAGUCACCACCCCUACGGCCACUCCCCUUAGGCCCCUUCGAGUCUCUUCAAGCAUUCCGCCGCAACCUGAGUUCCGCGGACGCACGCCUUACCGCGCCCUAAUCGCCGACAAGAAGCAACAGCAGCGCGCUCCCUCGCCAGUGGCCUCGGUGUUGUCGGAAUUCGGAACUACUCACAAGCACAAGAAGGUUAUGUUCGAGAAGCCGGACAAGUGGCAUAGAGACAAGGACAAGGAUACUAUGCUGUUUACGGAGUGGAAGCAGAAGAUCAACAAGCACUUCCAGUACGAGUCGAGCCACUAUACCAACAUGGAGCAUUGCAUCGACGCUUGCGUAGCUCAGACCAGUGGUCUAGCCUGGAAGAAGCUGCAACCUCGAGUAAACACCUCUGGCUUUAAGUCUGUCGCCGAAGUGCUGGAGCUUCUUACCGUGUUCUACGGCAAGCACUAUAAAGACUCUUACAUACAGAGGAAGUUCUGGAGUCUUAAGUUAGCUGAGAAUGGAGAUCUCGAUGACUUCCUGUCCGAGUUCGACGAGUGCGCCAUGUACGUCGAUCAAAACCCCGAGCAGGAGGCUUACCACUUAACACGCGCGGUUAAGAACAGCCGCUUUGGCCAAUACCUGAUUAGGCGGUCUUUCACCACCGCCGAGGAGAUGAAGUCCUACCUGCGCCGAAUCGACAUCGACCUAAACCGCCAGAAAGCAAACGAUCCCUCCGCUGCCGCUAGCGGCAAUAGAGGCGGUAGUCGCACCCGCAACAACAAGGCUAAGGACAAGUCACAGCCGGAGCGCAGCCUCCUUAGCAGCAUGAACUAUAGCAUGACCAAGGCCUACGACUAG
Messenger RNA from Zymoseptoria tritici IPO323, 1050 nucleotides. RefSeq lists its product as uncharacterized. NCBI's taxonomy places the organism in Eukaryota, Fungi, Ascomycota, Dothideomycetes, Mycosphaerellales, Mycosphaerellaceae. The record is from RefSeq and is a predicted model, not a curated record. The coding region runs from base 1 to 1050 and encodes 349 amino acids. The transcript has a single exon.